GUCCGAAAGAAGGGGAGGGGGAACAUCCGUGUGGCUCAUUUCAUCUGCGUCCGCACGGCAGCAACUUCACAAACAUGUCGGAAACACGGUGAAGCGGCUGUGGGGAGCACCGACGACCGACCCACACUUUACGCGGGCUUCCACCGAUUUCGUUAGAGCCCUGGACCCAGUCUACUUCCUGUCCAUCUCUACAUGUGUCUGAGCAUCAUUGUGAGACUGUAACUGGGAAUUGCCUCUCCUGCCUCCUCCUCCGUUUGUUUCCCUGUGGCUGAGAUCCUCCCCCAUUGGAGUCACCCACACAGAUCUGCAGGCCUCCUACUCCACUCAUGGGUGUUCUGUAAUCCUCUGUGCAGCAGCGGCGGGCCAUCAGCGCUGCACAUGCUCUCUUUUGUCUUGGCGGCUGUUGUAGCAGUGGAGGCCUCCCUCUGCAGAGGCCAUGAGGGAGAGCAGACGGCAGCAUAAAGAGAAUGGGGGGUGAGACUACGUGAUGAGGCCCGGCCAUUAUCACCACACGCCAAACACAAACUCAACCAACAGUCCACUGGGACACGUCUGCUUUUCAUCUGUGCAGCAGAAACAAAUGCAGUGAAAAGACGAGACAUUUUUCCCUGAUAUAUUUUUCUACUUUUUCAUUUCUGGUGACCCUUUCAUUUGCCACCUGCCAAAAGUGCCUUUUCUGUGACUUUUACUCAUCUUGCUUCGUUUUGAGGUUCUCUUCUCUACCAAGUAUCUUCUGUAGUUUACUAUAACAGACAGGAGGUGUGUGUUUCCAUAUUUUGGAUCAGAUAAAGGUUUGGAAUCAGCCACGGCUGAACCCAACAUCAACAGUUUGGAGUUUUUAUUUGGAAUUUAUUUCAGCUGAAACGGACCGGCAGGAACUAGACCCUUCACCAUGGUUGGGUUGCAGUCCAGAUGGCGCUACCUGUUAAUGUUCCUGGGCAUUCAGCUGGUUGUCAUGGCGCUGCUGUCCCGAGAGGGGUACCACAAGAGGGUCACCUACUUUAUCCGCAUCUUCCGGAAACCAGACUUAACAAGUUCAGAGCAUCACAACCGCACAGCUGUCACCGUGGCUGCAGGAGACGUCUACGCCAACUUGUUUAACCUGUCCAAAUCUCACAGCCAUGGAGACAACAUGCCUUACUGUCCAGAGACGUCCCCCCUCAUAGGUGGGCCCAUCCAUGUCAGCUUCCCUUCUGGCCUCACCCUGGCUGAGGUUCAGAGGAAAAACCCGCUGGUGAUCCGAGGAGGACGAUACAGACCGCCCAACUGUGAGGCGAGACACAAGACGGCCAUCAUCAUCCCCCACAGGAACCGAGAGCAUCACCUCAAGUUCCUACUCUACUACCUGCACCCGUUUCUGCAGCGGCAGCAGCUCAGCUACGGGAUUUACGUCAUCCACCAGGCAGGAAACUACACGUUUAACCGAGCCAAGCUGAUGAACGUCGGCUUCCGAGAGGCCAUGAGGGAGGAGGACUGGGACUGCCUUUUCUUCCACGAUGUUGACCUCAUUCCAGAGGACGACCGCAACCUAUACACCUGCGACGCCAACCCCAAGCAUGCUGCUAUCGCCAUGGACAAAUUCGGCUACAAGCUUCCAUACAAGAUGUACUUUGGAGGCGUGUCAGCUCUGUCACCGCUGCACUACCUGAAGAUGAACGGCUUUCCCAACAACUACUGGGGCUGGGGGGGCGAAGAUGACGACAUCGGCAUCAGAGUGUCUCUGGCUGGGAUGUACAUCACUCGUCCUUCACUGAAAACUGGACGCUACAAAAUGAUCAAACACAAGCUGGACAAAGGCAACGAUGAGAACCCGAAGAGCUCAGAUCAACUCCAUGAUGCAGGUACCUGGCUGGAACAGGUUCAACAUGUUGGCAAAGACACGCCAGACGUGGAAGCAGGACGGGAUGAACACGCUGGAGUACGAGGUCGUCUCUCGGGACUACCUGCCCCUCUACGCCAACAUCACCGUCAACAUCGGCACUGAGACCGGUCUGCACCCACUUCCUCAGUCGCCUCCCGCCAAAGAUGAGCAGAAACCUGCAGCCAACGCGUCGGCCCGGCGCUAAACGGACCAACACAGAACAAUCUGGUUUCUGAUCAGCUGUGACUGUUCUCCAUAUUUUCUCCUCCCAUCUCAUUGCACCUGGUUGUUCUUCCAAAGGAGCUGUACGAAGAAAUAAUGUUGGACUCUGUGAGUUUGUUUCCACGGCGACGUGGUCGCUGCUAAACCUUGUGGGGCCUUAGAACCAUGUACGUUUGUUUUCACUCAGACCUUACUUUGUGUUGAAAAGGCUGUUAAUUUGUUUUAAAAUUGGUAUCUGAUGAGUUGAGUCACUGCUGGUUCUGAUAAACUGACACACAUAUCCACUAAAUGGCUGAUCUGAGGUCUGUCUCCUAACAUCAGCUGGUUUCUUGACCUUCCAGUAGAUCACGUCCCUGCUUAGAUUGAGUUUGUCAGUGCUUGACUGAUUCUCCUCUGUAUGUCUUUAAUCUUCUCAAAACUGUAAGAAGAGAAAAAUGAACUGCAGCACAGCUGCUUCAGGUUUGAAUCCCGGUUAAAGCUGAAAUAUCUGAGCAGCAGGGAGCAGCAAUGAGCUAAUUUAUUAUAAAAUCCUAUUUUGAGUUUGAUUUUUGGGUUUCUCUGAUUGGUUUGGGGAGUUUUUUUUUAAGGUUUCUGGUUUUUUACUUUGGUUUUCUGAGGAUGAAGAUUACCUGAAUAUUCCCGUCUGUACUGUACCCUGAUUCUGCUCCGACGGCUGAUUGUGUCCUUGUGAAAUUCUGUUGGUCCAGUGAGUUUGGCUUCACUGGCAGAAGAAACCAAAGAGCUUGGUGUGAUUUCUGUUGGCUCUCUAAACCCUGUGAAGGCGUUUCGGUGUUUUGUGAAUGAAGCUCUGAGGUUCUCCAUACACCUGGAAUCCGGAGGCAUUCCCAUAGGAAUGUGGCCUUAACAGCAGCAGCUGGUUACCCCUAUGGAUCUGAUAUCAGGAGCUGGGAAUAAACCUCCAGGAGAACAUCUGAAGCAUGAAGACUGAACUAAAAAUGGAUUUUUUUCCCUCCAGGUUUGCACUCUCUGAGCUGAACCUGUUUGCUCUCAAUCGUUGAAACGCAGCGAGCCGACCAGUUUCUGAUUUGAUGUGACGGAACAUUGGACUCACAGGGUUGGGUUGGUGGUGAUUUCUGCUCUUCUCUAAAACUUCUGCACAGUCCAGAGUGGCCUUAUACCAUUAAUAAACGUACUUUUCAAAGUAAAAGCUGCUUUUUAAAUUUUUUAUUUUUUAGGAUUGCAGCUUUUGGUUCCAGGUAAGCCGUUUUUAUUAGAAAGGUUGGCCUUCCCAAAACCAAACCAGACAUCUGAUUUUCUGCUUUGUGACACCAAAUCUUACAUUUUAUUUCAGCUCUACAAAGUUGAAUGGGAAACAAAAACACUGGAGUAAAGCAGAUGGAUCAAAUCUAAGCUUCAGCAGGUUUUAGAUCGAGGUCUAAAUCUAACAUUUUAAAGGUUAUAUUCCCUUUUUAUAACAGAUAUCAACACUUCUAAACCAAACCAGCUUCAUUAAAACACUUAAAACCCAGAAGUUGUGUUCACAGAACCACAAACUUAAUGAUUUUGGAAAAGUAUGGACAGAAUAAAAAAUAACAGCGUUGUAUUAAUACAAUCAUAAAAGCAAAAUAUCUCCGAUUGUGUCUGGGAGAAGAGCAGGAGGAGGCCUGGCUGAUGUCCAAGAAGUGGUUCCAUCAUUUUGUCAUCUUUGGCCGACUCAGGAUCAGCCCACCUGUGGGAACGGGAGGAUACUUUAUCAAGUAAUUAAAUUUUAUAUUUAGACAUCUAAUUGUCUGAAAUAGGUUUUAAACUCACAUUUUGGAUGUUUUCCUAACAGCGUUUUUACUAGUUAAAUCUCUCGUUGAAUAGUUUUAUUUUUCUAUGUUUAAACUGUUUAUUAAAGAUCUAUUUAUUUAGCGUGUUUGAACUAUAAAAAUACAUUUAAUAUUUAACAGAGCAAUUAAAUAAGUGUUGUUUCCUCCGGAGAAAACAGCAAUUGUAGUUGUGGCCUGUAGGGUGCAGCAUCGAGCCGCUGGUUGUUGUUGCAGCUCUGCGUCUCUAACCGUAGAAGAAAGAGAAGGCGGUGGGCUGCCGACGCGUAUUUAUAUGUCGAUAGUCUCUGCCAGAUCAUCGUCCACUGUAAACAAUGGACGGCGUUAGGGAGCUUAUCACGGAGACGGUAGCUGCUCCACCGGAAGGAAUGUUAACGAACAUUCAGCGAACCGACGGAGAUCUCGACCCUCGGUCCGGAAUCAGCUGGAAACUUGAGAGAAAGCUCCACAGAGCAGCUGCUGGAACCGCUCCACCUCCUCCAAAAGGAGCUACACCCAACGGCUGAAGAGCAGCAGUCCUCCUACUCGUGGAUCUCUGUAUUGGUCAGGAGAACAUGGAACCAAAUGGUUGAUCCCAAUUUCACCUCAGACAUUGCUGAAAUCUAGACAGGCUGAUGGAGAGUCAAACUUUAAACAAGACUUUCUUCCAGGGAAAUUACCACCUUUUUAUUCUGGGAUGCUGGCUUUCAUCCUCCUGAUCCCCAUCAAUGGUUUUGUCAAUCCUUUCCCCAAGUGUUGCUCCUAGAACUUCCUUCAUUCGGAAUGUCCAAGAUUAAAACCUCAGUUUUCCACAUCCUUCUUUCUGGAGAUGUUCCGUUCUGAGUGUCUUAACACCAGAGAAACAUCUGGAUUCACCACACAGAAGAAGAUCCUAAAUGGUCUGGACUUCUGGAAAUCCUGGUUUCUCCCAUGAAUUUCUGCUUGUUAAAUAAAUAUUCCCAACAGUU
Messenger RNA from Nothobranchius furzeri (turquoise killifish), 4820 nucleotides. Its product is annotated as beta-1,4-galactosyltransferase 3. Gene Ontology annotation, biological process: carbohydrate metabolic process. Gene Ontology annotation, molecular function: galactosyltransferase activity. Gene Ontology annotation, cellular component: Golgi apparatus. The record is from RefSeq and is a predicted model, not a curated record. NCBI's taxonomy places the organism in Eukaryota, Metazoa, Chordata, Actinopteri, Cyprinodontiformes, Nothobranchiidae.